UUUGAUAGAACUAAAUAGGGGCCAUUUCGUCACAUUUUGCUCAAAUUUUCCAAAUUGUUCUUCAGAUUUCUUUUUAUUAUCCUGUCUCUGUAAAGUUGUUACCUUUUUCUUUUCGCAAACCCACUUUUUUUGCUUAAACUUUUUUAUUGAGGUGGGGUCCUUUUGAUUAUUUUGGACUUAGUUCACUUCAUUCUGAUUUUUGAUUCUGCAUCUUGAAAAACUUUUCAUAUCACAGUCAGAUAAAGAAAGAAGAAAUGUCGGGUGGAGGAGCACCGAAGGUAGUUGAACCAGCGCCACACCCACCAAAGGAUCAGCUUCCCGAUGUUUCCUUCUGCAUUACCAGUCCUCCUCCAUGGCCUGAGGCCAUUCUUCUUGGAUUUCAACAUUAUUUGGUGAUGCUUGGCACAACUGUCAUCAUACCGACUGUCCUGGUCCCUCAAAUGGGGGGAGGAAAUGAGGAGAAAGCAAAAGUCAUUCAGACUCUGCUAUUCGUUGCUGGAUUGAACACCCUGUUGCAGACAUCGUUUGGAACCAGAUUACCUGCUGUAAUUGGAGGGUCGUACACCUUCGUUGCACCCACAAUUUCAAUUAUCCUGUCUGGUCGAUGGAGUGACCCGGACCCUGAAUCGAGAUUCAAGAAGAUAAUGCGGGCCACUCAGGGUGCACUUAUUGUUGCCUCAACUAUUCAGAUAGUCCUAGGUUUCAGCGGGCUUUGGCGUAACGUUGCAAGGUUUCUGAGUCCACUUUCAGUUGUUCCUUUGGCUUCUCUUGCUGGGUUUGGGCUCUAUGAGUUUGGUUUCCCUGGGGUUGCCAAAUGUGUUGAAAUUGGAUUGCCACAGCUCAUCAUUUUAAUUCUCUUUUCUCAGUAUUUGGUACACCUGAUACCGCCAGGAAAGAAUAUUUUUGGUCGUUUCGCUGUUAUAUUCUCUGUGGCAAUAGUAUGGCUUUAUGCCUUUUUGCUUACUGUGGGUGGGGCCUACAAUGGGAAGUCACCGAGGACCCAAACUAGCUGCAGAACAGAUCGUUCUGGACUUGUUGGUGCUGCUCCAUGGAUAAGAGUUCCAUACCCCUUCCAAUGGGGAGCACCUUCAUUUGAUGCUGGUGAAGCCUUUGCAAUGAUGACGGCUGCAUUUGUUGCUCUCGUAGAGUCCACAGGUGCCUUUUUUGCUGUCCAAAGAUAUGCCAGUGCAACCCAUAUGCCAGCAUCUGUUCUCAGCCGUGGUGUAGGCUGGCAGGGUGUUGCCAUCUUAUUGUCUGGGCUGUUUGGAACCGGGAAUGGAUCGUCAGUUUCCAUUGAGAAUGCUGGCCUAUUAGCAAUGACCCGUGUUGGUAGUCGAAGAGUUGUGCAGAUAUCUGCUGGAUUCAUGAUUUUCUUUUCCAUUCUCGGAAAAUUUGGAGCAGUCUUUGCCUCCAUCCCAGCACCUAUUGUGGCUGCUUUGUAUUGCCUCUUCUUUGCCUAUGUUGGUGCGGCAGGUUUAAGUUUUCUUCAGUUCUGCGACCUUAAUAGUUUCAGAACGAAAUUCAUACUUGGGUUUUCCAUUUUUAUGGGCUUGUCUGUGCCUCAGUACUUCAACGAGUACACUGCUAUUCGAGGCUUUGGUCCUGUCCACACAUCAGGGAGAUGGUUCAACGACAUAGUUAAUGUCCCUUUCUCGUCUGAAGCUUUUGUGGCUGGUAUAGUGGCUUACUUUCUGGACAACACCCUGCACAAGAAGGGUCCCCAGACAAGGAAAGACCGAGGUAAACAGUGGUGGGAUAAAUUUCGUUCUUUCAAGACUGACCCUAGAAGCGACGAAUUCUAUUCUCUUCCCUUCAAACUCAACAAAUAUUUCCCGUCCAUGUAAAUAUUGGGAGAAUGGAUUUCCAUGGAUUUUGCUCGUGUAGUUCUUAAACUAAAUGUGUGCCAAGAGACUAUUGACAGGGAAAAAGACAUGUAUGAUAGCCUGACCUUUUGAAGGAUAUGCAUAGAAUGUGUUGGUAUUGGCAUCUUGUGCUGCAAAUUAUUCAGUUGUAUACAAGAACUUGUGACAAGUGUGCUGCUUUAAAUUCUCAGAUUACAACCUCAUUGAAUAUGUCAUGUUUCGUGUCAUCGCAUUGAUCUCGAUUUUAUGA
Molecule: messenger RNA, 2112 nt
Organism: Olea europaea var. sylvestris
Lineage: Eukaryota; Viridiplantae; Streptophyta; Magnoliopsida; Lamiales; Oleaceae
Product: nucleobase-ascorbate transporter 6-like
Exons: 15
Coding region: 255-1844 (529 amino acids)
Biological process (GO): transmembrane transport
Cellular component (GO): membrane; plasmodesma
Molecular function (GO): transmembrane transporter activity
Source: RefSeq, a predicted model, not a curated record